AUGGCUUUUGUAGCACAUCAACCCCAGGGUUUCUAUGUCACACCUUCCACUAGGCAUUUCUCAUGGAACAGAAGGUUGAAGUUGAAGCAGUGUUUGACAAAAUAUCACAUGAUUGGAACAACAAGCUGGCAUCACCUAUCAAAGCAUAAUGUUUGUUUAAGCGUAGGACCUCCUUGCUUUUGUGUAUCCAAGAUCAAACCUUUGAGGAUUUCAGGCUUCAAAGGCAUACCUCGUAACGAUGAUUCAAGGGCUAGUUGGUUGAAGGCACCUAAGACCUCUGUUGGACUAGAGGAGAGUGGGGAAACUCACAAUGUGCCGUUCUCUUAUGCAUCUGAAGCAAGUGAUAGCCUUGCAGCGUCAUCUGCUUUUCAUGGACUCUUCAAUAAAUGGUUGAAAAUGUUGCGCACCCAAUCAUCAUGUCAAGACAUGGAUGGAAUUUUCGGAAAACUGUUUCCAACAAAUUUACCUGAAACUCUACAAAGGACUCAUAGCAAGGACAGAAGUGAGGUUUUUAAGGUGGCAUGGUCCCAUUUUAUGGCCCUGGAUGCUGCAGUAAAGAUUCCUUUGUUGGUAUUUGUUCCUCUCUACCUGGCUGUUAAUGUAAAAUACGGGGCUGAAGUUUCGAAGGAAUUAACUCCUUUAUGGGUUUUCGGGCCAUUAAUUGUGGCUAUACACAUAAUGAUAAUCCGCAGUCUUUGUGCACUCUAUGCCUUAAGCUUCAAUCGAACCGUCAACGUACUUAGGAAAGUACCCUAUUGGUGCAUUUUGUUCAACAACUAUAUUUUCGGCGGCGGGCUCAAAGAACAUAUUGCAGUUUAUCUUUUGCGGCCUAUAUCGAGCUUAAAAGAUGUUGAUUAUGUACAGCUAACACGAAGAAUAUUGAAAGUAUUGCAAGAAUGGUUAAUGGAAAAGUAUCUUGAUUUUGUGGAAUCGAUAUGGCCACAUUAUUGUCGGGCGAUCAGAUUUUUAAAGUCCUCUAAUCUUAUUUGA
Messenger RNA from Vicia faba (fava bean), 990 nucleotides. The record is from the annotation of a GenBank genome assembly. NCBI's taxonomy places the organism in Eukaryota, Viridiplantae, Streptophyta, Magnoliopsida, Fabales, Fabaceae.